This is a messenger RNA of Triplophysa rosa, 3671 nucleotides long. RefSeq names its product zinc finger protein 271-like. The coding region runs from base 1 to 2145 and encodes 714 amino acids. The transcript is spliced from 3 exons. Gene Ontology annotation, biological process: negative regulation of transcription by RNA polymerase II. NCBI's taxonomy places the organism in Eukaryota, Metazoa, Chordata, Actinopteri, Cypriniformes, Nemacheilidae. The record is from RefSeq and is a predicted model, not a curated record. Gene Ontology annotation, molecular function: DNA-binding transcription repressor activity, RNA polymerase II-specific.
AUGUGCUGGAGGUUCUUGUUAACGCUGUUGUGUGUUGUUUCAGAUGAGAGCGGUGAUUCAUGUUGUGAUGGAGAAACGGCCUCUACAUCAAAACAGCGACUGACAGCACAAACUCUUUCCUGCAUCACCUGUGGAAAGACAUUCAGUUCACAGAGACGUUUAGAGACACAUGAGAGAAAACACACAGAACAGAAACUCUUCACCUGCACCAGAUGUGACAUCAGCUUUCCUACCUUACAAGAGAAGAAACUUCAUUCACAAGAGCACAGAGACCAGAAACACUUUCACUGUCAGCAGUGUGGGAGAGCUUGUGUCUCGUCUUCUAGUCUGAACGCUCACAUGAGGACACACACUGGAGAAAAACCUUUCCACUGCAGUGAAUGUGACAAAUAUUUCAAAACCAAAAGAACUCUUUCUACUCAUCGGAGUAUCCACACGAGAAAAAAUAUAUACGCGUGUCCUCACUGUGAGAAGAGAUUCAGUCUAAAGGCCUAUCUGAACAAACACGUGUAUCUACACACCAAUGAGAGACCGUAUCAGUGCAGUGAAUGUGGAAAAGGCUUCAGGGAUUCAAGUUGUUUAAGACGACACCAAAAAAUACACUCUGAGAAACUCUAUCAGUGUUCACACUGUGAUAAACGCGUCCAUUAUAAAGCUAAUCUGAUAACUCAUGAGAGAUUUCACACUGGAGAGAGACCUUACCUCUGCUCUCACUGUGGAAAGAGCUUUUAUGAUCCUUGUCAUUUCAAAGCUCAUCAGAGAACUCACACUGGAGAGAAACCUUACCACUGCUCUCAAUGUGGAAAGAGCUUUACUCGGUCAGGUUCUUUAAAAGAUCAUCAGAGAAUUCACACUGGAGAGAAACCUCAUCACUGCAGUGUUUGUGGGAAGAGUUUCAGUCGACGUGACAUUUUAGUGACCCACCAGAGAACUCACACAGGAGAAAGACCUUACAAAUGUUCUCAGUGUGACAAGACGUUUACUCAAAGAGUUCUCAUGAGAAUCCAUCAGAGAGUUCACACUGGAGAGAAACCUGCCACUGAUGUGUUGUGUGUUUGUCAGAUUGUGGUAAAGGUCGAGUCAAACCCCACAGACGCUCAGGACACUGUGUGUGACAGUAAUCACACCUUGAAUCAGGAUGAAUCUACUGAUCAAACCUCCACAGAGUCUCUGGAUUCUGUCUGUAACGCUGGAGAACAGCAGAUCCUGAACACCAGACCACUCAACAUGUGUUCUGUCACACUGAUGGAGAUCAAAACAGAACCCACGUCAGAGGAAGAUCUGACUUUUAUUCCUUCAGAUGAGAGUGGUGAUUCAUGUUGUGAUGGAGAAACGGCCUCUACAUCAAAACAGCGACUGACAGCACAAACUCUUUCCUGCAUCACCUGUGGAAAGACAUUCAGUUCACAGAGACGUUUAGAGACACAUGAGAGAAAACACACAGAACAGAAACUCUUCACCUGCACCAGAUGUGACAUCAGCUUUCCUACCUUACAAGAGAAGAAACUUCAUUCACAAGAGCACAGAGACCAGAAACACUUUCACUGUCAGCCGUGUGGGAAGAACUUUCUCUACUCGACUAAUCUGAAACGUCACAUGAGGACACACGGUGACGUAAAACCUUUCCACUGCAGUCAGUGUGGCAAAUGUUUCAGCCGCAAAGAACAUCUUGUUGCUCAUCAGAGAAUUCACACGGGAGAAAAACCGUACGCGUGUCCUCACUGUGAGAAGAGAUUCAGUCUAAAGGCCUAUCUGAACAAACACGUGUAUCUACACACCAGUGAGAGACCGUAUCAGUGCAGUGAAUGUGGAAAAGGCUUCAGGGAUUCAGGUUGUCUAAAGUCACACCAGAGAACUCACUCUGAGGAGAAACUCUAUCAGUGUUCACACUGUGAUAAACGCGUCCGUUAUAAAUCUAAUCUGACGCUGCAUGAGAGAACUCACACUGGAGAGAAACCUUACCUCUGCUCUCAGUGUGGAAAGAGAUUUACUGAUCAUAGUACUUUUAAACAUCAUCAGAGAAUUCACACUGGAGAGAAACCUCAUCACUGCAGUGUUUGUGGGAAGAGUUUCAGUCGACAAUACGUUUUAUUAAAACACAUGCGAAUUCACAAUGGUGAAAGACCUUACAAAGAGUUCUCCUGAGAACCCACGAGAGAGUUCACACUGGAGAGAAACCUUAUCACUGCUCCAUCUGUGGAGAGAGAUUCGCUCAGUUAGGACGUUUACAGACUCAUCAGAAGAAACAUGCUGAAGAACAAACUGCACUGGAAUCAUCUUAGAAUCUCUACGAGGCUCAGUAAUCCAGAGAUGUUACCGUCUCAAAAGUGAUGUCAAACUUUGGACAGUUGACAUUCUUGAAGAUUGACGUUCAUGUUACAUGCGUACAGACAUCGCUCAGGAGAAUGACAACAAAAUAUUAUCACAAUAGAGCACAAUUAAUAAAGGUCCGGUUGAACGCUCAGUUUCUGCCUUUCUCAUAUUAAUCUUGAGUACCUAUAGAGUAGUAUUGCAUACUUCAUAUCUUCAAAGAGGCUUUAGUUUAGGGUUGCAACUAACGAUUAUUUUGAAAAUCGAUUAGUUGGACGAUUAUUUUUCCGAUUAAUCGGAUAUAAAUGUAAUUACAUCUUUUGCUUAUAAUAAGUAAAUCAGAUAUGGGAAAAGUAUACACAACUGAACUCAUUAGCCUUCUCCCAAAAUGUUGUGAAUGUCUCCAUAAUAAACACACCUGGUGAGUUGAUUCACGUGUGUCAUAUUAGAAGCAUCUGACAAUAGUCUCUCCCAAACGUGGGAGCGAGGGGAGGGUCGGCCAAGGAAAUCAUUUUUUGUGCCAUGAAAAGUGAGAUAUUUGUCAUUCAAAUGCAGUAAAAAGUAAACAGAAAAAGUAAUACUUCAGUACAGAUACUCAAAGUGUACUUAAGUACAGUUCUCAAGUAAAUGUACUUCGUUACCCACCUCUGAACUAAAUAAACCACCAAAUCAGGGUAUUUAGCCUAUUAUGUACUUUGCAAAGUGCAAACGCCUCAAAUUGGGUUUUACUAAUGGGAUACUUGUCUAUCCCAUGAGCCCACAGGACAGGAUAAGUUCAUACAGGAGCAUGGCGGAGAACGGCGAGGCAGGUGUUUUCAAAAGUGAGUAUUACUAGCCAACAACGCGUUUCUUUGCGUUGCAGUCGCACACACGCGUCUUCCAAGUAGACUUAGUUACAUAUUAAAACCAUAUGCUUGUAAAAGAUGAUUUUUAAUGUCUGUGUAACAUGUGACCUGUCAUUUUCUCGAUAAAGUAUUGCAAAUGAGCACGUCACAAUAUGAAAUACACAUCACAGUAAUGUAGCUUAACGUCUGUUAAUAUGUGGUACAAAGCAUUGUUCACUGAUGCAUAGAUACAUGAUACAAGUCAUGUAAAUAAACAUAUUUACUUAAGUCACUAAACAUAAUGUGUAUAUUUUAUUUCUCCAUUUGUACUGUUGAUGAAUUCAGGAAAAUGUGAGUUGAAUGAACAGCGAGUUAACACAUGAACAACUACCUGCACAUGUACAUGCAGUAUUGAGCACAGGUCACAGAGGUCACUUGGAUCUCGUGUGCUCAUCUGUCCCUGUAACAGUCAAACUUGUUAAAGUCGAAGGUGGCGACGGUGGUCAGCUGUGAGAUGGCAGUAGGGUGUGGGUUUCA